AAACGAUACAGUGCUCAUUAACCUUCAAUUCACCUAUAUAUAUCUCAAUCGAGUGCUUGUGGUCACAUACAUGUCAGAGUCCGAAUAAAAUAUUAGAUCACAGCUCUCGUAAUGCAUUCGUGGAGAUUCCCUCUACCAUCUCUCGCAAUAUAAAAAGCAGCAUCGUCCUCUUCCUCCUUGUCCUCUCGUCCUUGUUGAUCCUCCAUGGCCUCAAGCUCAAACCCAGGCGCCACGGGGACUGACGCCCCCUCCAUUUCCAUCACCGUGGAGAGGAACCCUCCUCAGUCACGCCUGGUGGAACUUGGCAUCAAGUCAUGGCCCAAGUGGGGUUGCCCUCCGGGGAGGUUCCCUCUAAAGUUUGAUGCAGAAGAGAUGUGCUAUUUGGUGAAGGGGAAGGUGACGGCUUACAUCAAGGGUUCCUCCGAGUCCGUGGAGUUCGGCGCUGGUGACCUUGUGAUCUUCCCCAAGGGACUUAGUUGCACCUGGGAUGUCUCAGCACCGGUCGAUAAGUACUACAAGUUUGCUUCGUCCUCCUCUUAACGCUCCUCCCGUUUGGUCCACCUUAGAGCUUUUCGUGUCCUUCUGAGACAUCAUUGUAGCUUCCUCUUCUGAUGAUCUAUAGGUUUAUAGCUGAUAUAUUGGCGCUUAUGAAGCGCUUAGGGUUGCGAUUCCAGUCAAACACCUGUUAUCAGUCAAUGCAGGUCGCGUUCCAAGAAAUCUUAUUUAUUCCCAUGACUGGGCCUUAAAUGCUCUUUUGACAACGACCACCCACCACCACAGCCCUCUCAGCCUUCUGUGCCAUGCAAUCUAUUAUAUGAAUGAUGGGUUUAUUUUCUCUUGCGUUCAUGUGUUCUUGUAUACAUGUUCAUGUUUUCUUCUGCUCGGUGAGACAGGGUAGUUGUCAAAUGGAAUCCAAUGCGGGGAAGUAAAGAUAGAUCCAAGGAGAAUAUACCGAAUUCCUAGGGUUUAUAGCUCGGUAUGAAGGUCGGAGAUGAUGGAGAUGUUUACAUCGAUGUUGUGGCUUGGCACUGGGUCAUGCAUCAUGCAUGGCUCAAUUUGUUUGUAGUGUUCUCCUGGAUGGAUGCCUGAAUUGA
This is a messenger RNA of Musa acuminata subsp. malaccensis (wild Malaysian banana), 1094 nucleotides long. RefSeq lists its product as uncharacterized. The record is from RefSeq and is a predicted model, not a curated record. NCBI's taxonomy places the organism in Eukaryota, Viridiplantae, Streptophyta, Magnoliopsida, Zingiberales, Musaceae.